Molecule: messenger RNA, 1071 nt
Organism: Kockovaella imperatae
Lineage: Eukaryota; Fungi; Basidiomycota; Tremellomycetes; Tremellales; Cuniculitremaceae
Exons: 14
Coding region: 1-1071 (356 amino acids)
Source: RefSeq, a predicted model, not a curated record
AUGUCUGUCACUCCCGACGCAGAGAUCAUCGCACAGGCGAUGAUCACACCCAACCUAGGUCUCUAUCUGGGUCCACAUCUACUGGGACUUGUAUCCAAUGCGUUCUGGACCGGAGUCAUCAUCUGUCAAGUGACUCAUUGGCUUCCUCAAGCUCGAUAUGAUAGUCUUGGUGUUCGCCUCCUUGUGGGCACUGCUGUUUGCGCGACGUGCGUAACGGCUGUCUUCACGGUAGCCAUGUACAUGCAAGACUUUGUCUAUCACUUUGGGGAAUUCUUCCAGUUCAUGACGUUCAAACUCCUUGGCGUUUACGGUCUCAUUCAGCCCAUCACCACAGUCUCUGUCCAGCUUCUAUUCGUGGAGCGAGCUAUCAAAGUGAAUGGGAACAGCUUUGUGGUAGCUGUCAUCAGCUAUAUCUUGGCAGCAGGAACCCUUGCCGGAGGAUUUGCAGUCUUCAUUCUCAGUCGUGGAGUCACAAUGCAUGAAGUGCCAAUUCACCUGGAGAUCAUGUUUGACUAUUGGCCAACGGCUUGUUUAGUUGCUCACCUGUUCAAUACCUUCUGCAUCAUCUACGGUCUACACAAGGCUCGUACGGGAAGCGAGCGAUCCGACAAGCUAUUGAAGAAGCUCAUCAGGGGAUGCUUGGAGGCUCAGAUCCCAGGCACUACAUACGCACUGCUGGCCACGAUCAUCAUCUGCCGUGAUACAUCCUCACCUCUGAUACCAUAUAUCGUUGUCACGCAUGCUCAAGUAUACCUAGUCGGAGCGAUGGCUAUGGUCAAUGCUCGACAUACCUGGCGCCGUGAUGGUGUUACUCCACAGUCUUUCGCUGCGUGGCAGAGCGAGACUGGACUCACGACUACUCCACCUCACCUCACAGAGUCGGGACCUACAGCGAGUGAAAGUCAAGUCAGCUCAAACCGAUGGCCGAGUACUCCACCUUGGGGCCUCGAUGUGGAGAUGGGUCUGACCGAGGACGUUGAUGCCAAGAAGCGUGAAGAGGAUACUCAAGGUGCUCAAGAGAAGAGAGCGACACUCAGGCACCUCAGCUUCAUGGGCCGGGGUAAUGUGUGA